Messenger RNA from Carya illinoinensis, 2669 nucleotides. RefSeq names its product polyphenol oxidase, chloroplastic-like. The coding region runs from base 642 to 2450 and encodes 602 amino acids. The record is from RefSeq and is a predicted model, not a curated record. NCBI's taxonomy places the organism in Eukaryota, Viridiplantae, Streptophyta, Magnoliopsida, Fagales, Juglandaceae. The transcript has a single exon. Gene Ontology annotation, molecular function: catechol oxidase activity. Gene Ontology annotation, biological process: pigment biosynthetic process.
UCGUAAAAUUCAAACUUAAAAGAUUUAUUUAUUAUUUUACAUAAAUGUUACGCGUUAGAAAAAGUGACCCCACAGAAAAAUGUCAGGUUACGCCCACGCCACCAUCCCUUGUCGCUAAAAGUCUAGGGUGUGCGUUUUACUUUUCCUCUUCGAAAGGGACCUUGACGGGGAGACUGUGGACUCUAUGUGAUUAGCAGCAGCCGUCUACUGCAGCAUUCAUCGAUACGUUAAAAGGAAUAAAGGAUAUCGUUCUCAAGUAACAAAGCUUAGCCAUCGUUGGUUACCCAAGUUAAACGUUGAACCAAUAAAUGCUUUGCUCGGAUAGACAACCAAUUACGUAUUAGCAAUACAAUGCCUCCAACAAUAGGUCACAUGCAUUUUAUAAUGACCCCUCGUCCUUUAUUUUCAACGUACCCCGCAAAAGAAAAAGAAAAUUUCCACGCGCACUGUGGCUAUUUUUAGUUUUGUCGGCUUCGGCUUCGAAGAAUAGACACUCCAUGAGCAUAUUUAAAACGACCAUUUUAUUCUUUUUUAUAUUUUAUUUUUUUCCCCCUUGAAUUAAUUCCCAUCGAGAAAAGUCUUGCCAUUUUUAUUAUAAAAGCAAGGUCCUUUAUGCUUUACCUUCACACAACUUGUUGCACAUGGCUUCUCUCUUGGCCUCCUCCUCCCCAAGAAGCACCAACAUGGUGGCUGCCACCACCACCAUUCCGGCCACCCCCUCUUUCUCUCCCUGUUUUCCUAGAAAUACACAAGUUUCUAAAGUUGGAAAGCAAUUAUACCGCCGCAUUACUACUAGAGUGGCAUGCAGAGCUACAAAUGGUGACCAGCACAAUAUUAAUAAUGGACAAAAUCCUCAAGGGAAGUUCGAUCGAAGAGAUGUACUCCUUGGCCUCGGAGGCAUGUAUGGUGCUGCCAAUCUCCGCAAUGACCCGUUUGCGUUGGCAGAUCCGAUAUCCGCGCCAGAGUUAACAAAGUGUAGCGAGGCAGACCUUCCAGAAGGCGCACUACCAGUCAAUUGCUGCCCACCGGCAUCCAAGAAGAUCAAAGACUUUGUUUUACCUACCCAAAACUCUCCCUUACGUGUUAGGCCUGCCGCUCAUUUGGUUAACAAGGAUUACAUAGCCAAAUAUAACAAAGCCAUUGAGCUCAUGAAAGCCCUCCCAGCUGAUGACCCGCGUAGUUUCACCCAACAAGCUAAUGUCCACUGCGCCUACUGCGACGGGGCUUACACACAAGUCGGUUUUCCAGACUUGGACCUCCAAAUUCACGAUUGUUGGCUCUUCUUUCCAUUCCAUCGCUACUACGUGUACUUCUACGAGAAAAUAUUGGGCAAGUUGAUUGGCGAUCCCACCUUUGCCUUGCCAUUCUGGAACUGGGACUCCCCUCCUGGCAUGCAAUUGCCAUCCUUGUAUGCUAACUCCAACUCAGCACUCUAUAACACUCUGCGCGACGCCGACCACCAGCCACCGACCCUACUUGAUCUUGACUACAGCGGUACGGACGAGUCAACGACAAAAGAAGAUCAGUACUCUAGCAACCUGAAAAUCAUGUACCGGCAGAUGGUGUCCGGCGCCAAGAACCCGAGGCUAUUUUUCGGCAGCCCUUACCGGGCUGGGGAUGAUCCUGACCCAGGUGCUGGCUCAAUCGAGACCACUCCCCACGGUCCUGUCCACCUAUGGACCGGUGACGACACCCAACCUAACAACGAGGACAUGGGGAACUUCUACUCGGCCGGUAGAGAUCCAAUCUUUUUCGCUCACCAUUCCAAUGUGGACCGGAUGUGGACCAUAUGGAAAACAUUAGGGGGGAAACGAAAAGAUAUCACAGACCCAGAUUGGUUGAACUCCACAUUUUUCUUCUAUGAUGAAAAUGCUGAUCCUGUUCGUGUUAAGGUUAAGGACUGCGUUGAUAACACUAAGCUGAGAUAUGUUUAUCAAGAUGUGGAGAUUCCAUGGCUAAAGACCAAGCCGACUCGUAAAUCUAAGGUUAAGAAAGUAGCUAAAGUCUUUUCAGUCGGACAUGGGAGUGUAGCACAAGCGGCUGAAACAUCGAGCGUUAAGUUUCCAAUUGUUUUGGACAAGGUGAUAAGGACUGUUGUCGCUAGGCCCAAGAAAUCGAGGAGCAAGAAAGAGAAGGACGACGAGGAAGAAGUUUUAGUGGUUGACGGCAUUGAGGUUGAGAGAGAUGUUCCAGUGAAGUUUGAUGUUUUUAUCAACGACGAGGAUGACUCACCUACCGGGCCUGGAAACACGGAGUUUGCAGGAAGCUUUGUGAGCGUGCCGCAGCAGAAGAAGGGGAAGAAGAAGAAAACUCGCCUGAGGAUAGGGAUCUCUGACUUGUUGGAAGACUUGGGAGCUGAAGAUGAUGACAGCGUGGUGGUGACUUUGGUACCCCGGUAUGGGAAAGGGCAGGCCACCAUUAGUGGGAUCAAGAUUGAGCUUGUUGGUUAGAACUUAAUUAGUAAGUAAUUACAAGUUGUUUGCUGUCCUUGCUUUAUUGGCCAAUAUUAUGGGCAAACUACUUAAAUAAUUUAAUGUUUCGGUCACAACUUUUCAUAUUUUGCAUUUUCUUUUUUCUUUUUCUUCGUUCUUCUUCCUAAGUUUGUGAUCAAAUGAAUAAAACAAGCAAUACCAUGUAUGGAGUAAGGAAUAAAAAUGAGUUUUUACACA